AUGGCUGGUGCCGCAGUUUCUGGAGAGUUUUCCACUUUGUUGGAAGCUGUGUGCGAAUUUCACGGUGCCUGGUUUCCGGACGAAGCACAGCCAAAUUUAGUGCAAGGCUUUUGGUUUGGAGCAAAGCGUCCUCGCGAUCGCAAGCUUUUCAAGCAACUGUGCGAGAGAUUCUCUGGGCCUCUGCAUGCUGCUCAGCGGAUUCAUGAAACCGAGUCUGGGCCUUUUCUGAAAAGGCUGGACUUGGCAUCGCAAUUUCUAUUAGCAAUAUUUCUAGACCAGCAAUCUCGCAACCAACGUGCAACGCUGGACAGAUGCAACGGCCAGAAAAGUGAGGAAGCAAGCAAGGUCGAGGAUCAGAUUGCCCACUGCUCUACUAUUGCGCGUGAACUUGCCGACAACAUCCUACAAGUUCAAAGGACGAGUGCCGACCUUAUGGAGGCAAUCGGUGCUACAGAAGCGCAAGUUUGCUUUUUCACGCUUGUCCUGAGACAUACCCAAGAUCUGGAUGAUGUGCGAACUGCGCAGCAUCUCCUCGACGAGAUGAGUUCGUCCCACCUGGACGUCGUAGAUGCAUUUCGGCUGCGCAACGCCGAAGUUCUGGUGAAGCUGGAGUCUGAAGCCUAUGUUCGUGAGGCUUUGGAAAGUCACACCCCUUGGAAAGCAUCUUGUGAUGGCUCGAGGCCAUCUGGUGAAUUUGCUACAGUUUGUUUGGCCAGUGCAUGUUUGGACAGCGGUGGCUUGGUGUCUCCAAAUUGUCUUGCCUGGGCCAGUCGCUCGGACUGUUGGGAUGAACUCGCUUCUCACCCGCUGUGUCAAGAGCUGCUUUGUGAAUUGAAGAGGCGCUCGUUAAUGACACCGGAGAGCCAUGUAUUGCUCUCGUAUUCCGGUGGUGUGGACAGCACCGCUCACCUCCUAUUGUUGCUCGCCUUGAAGCGGCGUUUCCAUAUGCCUCACAUUUCGUGUCUGAUGCUUUCCUAUCCAAACAGACAGGCAGAGGAAGUCGAAGCAGAGCAGCUGUGGGCCGCGUGGGUGUGCCACCAUCUUGAAGUUGAACUUUUCAUAUACGAGGUGCGUUUGGCACGUCCCCACGCUGAUGUUCAUGGUACGUGUGGCCUUUCCCGGGAGGAUUAUGAACGCUCGACCAAAGAGAUUCGAUAUAAGAUGUACCGCGCUCUUCUAUCAGACUCAGAAAAAUCAGUGGUAGUACUCGGACACCAUCAAGAUGAUUUGGACGAGAAUCGUCUCGACCAUCUGAUGAAGGGUCACGUGCUCGGAGAUGUGGAGGGCAUGUGGGCUUGGCGUCAAAUCCAUGGUGUGCAGCUGUGCAGACCUCUGAUUCACAAACGAAAGAGUGACUUUCUGGGCUUGCUGCAAGCAUUUCCUACCCCUUUCUUUCGGGACUCGACUCCGCUUUGGUCCGUUCGAGGUGCUACACGGGCAGCCUUGGAUUCACUUCAGCCCGAUGUUCGCGACUUUCUUGUCCUCAGGCUACAGAGCUUUGCUGAAGUCAGUCUUGAGGUGGGGAACCUGCUUGACCAGGCAGUGGAUGCGUGGGCGGAGGGCCACGUUCAGGUCUUGCAGCUGCCACGGAGGGCAUGUGGCCUUGCACUGGAUUUGGAUGCGCUGUUCAGUUUGGAAGUGGGCAACCGGCUGGCAGAUGUGGAGUCCCUCCUUUCCGAAAUCAAGCAGCUUUGGAACCCAUUGGUGCCGCAAAGCGGCACGGAAUCUGGUGAAGACCAGACCGAGGGGCCGAAGGUGUCGUCAUCAAUAUCGACCAUACCAAACAACCCUUUCGAUGUUCCUGCGCUUCUCUUUGAACGAGGUUUUUUUGCAGCAGCACGGGAUCUGGUGUCGAAGCGGCUUGGUCACUUUCACAGCUCGGAGAUUAGUUCUAUCAAUCGCAAGGCUGUGCACCACCUCUUCGCCAACAUUCGGAAUUGCACGAAGCCACACUUUAGCGGGGGCCUCUCGCAAGAGCUGGGCUACCUGCACGUUGCUGGACCACGACAAGUUCUGGUCUUGUACGACGUCUCCGCGCAUCCUGAAGUGGAUUUCAAGUUUGUCGCCAUACGACUGUUUACUCGUCAUGUGCAAGCAUUGCUGCGGUCGAAGCAGGCUCGCACUGACCUUCAGAGGAGGAGGUCCGAGGACUGCGCCACGAGGCUGCAGGCUCAUGCCCGAGCCAAGUUGGCGCGGACCAGGUACCACAAUAUCCUGCGCAAGGUGAUCAAGAUUCAAGCUGUGCGAAGAGGGGUGCUCGGCCGCCGAUAUGCCAAAGAGCACAGACGGCAUGUCAGCGCGGCCAGGCUACAGAGUUUGGUCCGCACUCGAAGGGAGCGGACAAUCUACGAUGCCUUGAGGCAGUCGAUCGUCUUUGCCCAGCAGCGUCUCCGCAUGCGCAACGCGAAAGGGCAGCUCAAGAAGUUAAAGCAAGAAGCAAAAGAGGUUGGAGCCAUGAUGGCCAAGGCACAAAAGGCACAAGAACAGGCUUCUGAAAUGCGAAAGCACAACGAGGAAAUGGAGGCUCACCAACUGCAGCUACAGUCAGAAAACAAGACGCUGUCGAAUAAAGUCAAGCACCUCGAGGAGAUGUUGCAGCAGAUGCAGCAGCAAUUCGAGGAAAUGAAGGUGCAGGCGGCUGAAGCUGCCAAGUUGGCUGCGGAUCAAUCCAAGACGGUAGUUGAGGCGGAGAAGAUGGAGGGUCUCAACAGCCAGUUGAGCCAGCGCGAUGAGGAGCUGGCCGGGCUUCGAAAAGAACUCCAGGAGAUGAAGGAGACCCACGCCAAGCAACAGGAGUCUCUCAAGUCAGCGGAGGCCAAUUACCAGCAGCUUCUCCGAAGCACUGCUAUGCAGUCCGUUGGUGCAAGUGCCGGUGCACCAGCACCUGUUGCACGCAGUGCAGCGCGGGGGAACCGAAAUGUUUUCAUCCAAUUGGUCGGCGCCUCGGCCACAGGCAAGACAACGAUGCUGGGGUCGCUGAUACAGGAAAACGAUCCCGGGCAGAUGUCGAACUUCGAGGAGCAGAGGAACAACCUCAUGGUGCAUCAUCAGUUCCAGAUUGGCGGCCGCACACUGAAGUUCCUGGAUUGCUCCGGCAACGACCGUGCCGCACACUUGGUGAAGGAAUGGUUUGCUCGCACACAGUGGGUCUUCGUGGUCUACAACUUGACCGACACCAGGUCCUACGAAAAAGCUUUGACAUUGGUUACGGAAGCCCGACAAGCUGGGGCCAGUGUCGUGCUGUUCGCCAACAAGUUCGAUGUCAAUCAGGGCAAGCCAGUCGAGGUGAACUUGCAAGAAGCUCACGACAAGGGCACUCAGCUUGGUGCCUAUGUCGGGGAAGGCAUUUCGUUGUCGGACUGGGCUAGGUUUGCUGCCAGCCAGGACGAGACGCAAGCGCCAGCAGAAGAUGCGGCUCCUGAUGGAGCAACUUCUGACGAUGCGCAAAAGCGCAGCUCGAUCUCAGCAGCUAUUGACUCCGUGAAGUCCUGGUUCGGUACGGCGCCAGAGAAGGGUGGCAAGGCCGCCGGAGUUCUGCGAGCAUCCUUGAAGGGGACUAAGGCGAUGAAACAGGCUAAGCGAGAUGUCGACCCCAACGCAGAUCUUAAGCCUGUUCAAGAGUUGCAGGACUCGGAGUCCGCCGUCACCUGCGUAUGUUUUGGCCAAGAAAGGCUUCACAGGGCGUACAUACUCUUCGUCACAGCAUCCAAAGAUGGUACAGUCGUGGUGUACCGAUGCUACAGGACUGAAAUGGAGAUUGCAAUGCUGGCGGCGGAAGAUUUCCGAGGAGACAACGCAGCGCCUCCUCCUGAUCAUUCCAACAUCGCGGUACAUUCUCGGCUUGUCGGCCAUUCCCGUGCAAUUACUUCGGUCUUCUUCAAUCUGCUGGAGGACCAGCUGGUCACAACAUCGAUUGACAAGUCGGUCCGUUUCUGGAACGUGGACACCGGGGAGAUGUUGAAGGUUUUCACAGACUCUUCUCCAGUGCCAGUGGCUGCUUUCCUGCCUUUCAAUCCGCAGGUUUUUGUUGCAGCCAACUCGAACGCCGUCUUGCGGCUCGUGAACGUGCAGAACGGCAUGGUCCUUCAGAAGCUCAAGGUCGAAACCGAAGUGCGCACUUUGAAGUUCGACGAUACGGGCCUAUUCCUUCUGGCCGGCACGAAAAGUGGUUCCAUCCACGUCUUGGAGGCAACAGAUGCGAGCACGUUGAAGUUUAAGUUCAAGGUGCAGUUGGCACGGGGAGGUGUAACGUGCUUGGUCUUCGUACCUGCAGCCCAUGGGCAGCCGCCUUGCUUGUUGGUCAACACAUCUGACUCAUCAGCGUCCAUCAUUGAUUGCACGUACGGGCCUCCCCCUGGGGUGCUCACGAACUUAGCUGUGAGGCACCGUGUUCGUGUGGCUCAUGCGCUGCUUCCAUUGAAGUGCUGUUAUUCACCGUCCAGCCAGGGAUAUCUCAUUUCUGCGUCUGAGGACAAGGAGGUCUACAUCUACUCCCUGGCAAAGGGUGCGAACUACAAGAUGAGUUACCUGAAGCACCACCAGGUGCCUGUUGUGGCGGUGGCAACAAACCACCAGGACACACUGUUGGCAAGUGCCGACUCACUUGGUCGGGUUGUGCUGUGGAGAAGGAUGGACUUCUCGCACUUGCCCGAUUGA
This is a messenger RNA of Symbiodinium sp. CCMP2592, 4656 nucleotides long. The record is from the annotation of a GenBank genome assembly. Lineage: Eukaryota; Dinophyceae; Suessiales; Symbiodiniaceae.